This is a messenger RNA of Aspergillus aculeatinus CBS 121060, 567 nucleotides long. RefSeq lists its product as uncharacterized. The transcript has 2 exons. The record is from RefSeq and is a predicted model, not a curated record. NCBI's taxonomy places the organism in Eukaryota, Fungi, Ascomycota, Eurotiomycetes, Eurotiales, Aspergillaceae. The coding region runs from base 85 to 567 and encodes 160 amino acids.
CUGUACCUAACAUUCAUGUAUUGAUCAAGACCACCUACACCAUCCAAGCUCACAUACUCCGUCUAAUCGGCUGAAACCAAGAUCAUGGCCCUCCCUCUAACCCACAAACCCAACACCCUCUCCCUCCAUCUCCUCGACCGCGGCUCCCCCUCCACCUUCCACUGGACCCUCUACCUCACCACUUCCCCAACCUGCGGCCAGACCUUCCACCUCAUCAACGCCCCGGGCUCGGACCUCUGGACAUUCGACUCCCAAGCCACAGAGGGUAUCACGCACGGCGGCCGGCUUCUGGUGGCGCUGGAGCUAGGCAAGAUAGAGCCCGCGUUGCAUGCUGCGGUCGCGGAGCGGCUCGCCCAGGUUUCGGUGGGGUAUUCCACAAAUCUCCGAGAGGCGAUGACGUGUCGCGUCUGGGUGAAAGAAGCGCUGUUGGCGUUGGACGAGGAGGGGUAUCUUUUUCUGUCUGUGGGGGGUGUGCAGGGGGUAAACAAGAUUCAGGAGGAGGCGAGGGGGUGGGCGAUGCGCAAUCGGGUUGCUGGACGGUAUAGCAAUACAUCAACAAGACACUAG